AUGGAGAAAGAAAAGAAAGAUGCUGAAGAAACCGCUGAAGCUUUAAAGGAUAAAGGUAAAGGUGUCGUAGUUGACAAGGAAGAGAUUUUUGGUUCAUCGAGUCAACAAGUACAACAACCAGAUGCUGAAAAUGUUGAAGCUAAUGUUGCAGAGGUUGAAGCUAAUGUUGAAGAUGUUGAGGUUAAAAUUACAGAUGUUGAAGUUUUUAAUGCUGAUGUUAAUGUUGAAGUCAAUGUUGCAGAGGUUGAAGUUAAUGAAGAAAAUGCUCUAGUCCUCGCUCAGUUGUUUACUCUAGUUGGUGAACCAAAGACGGUAUCUUACAGCAGGGAAGAUAAUAUGAGAAGAAUAGAAGUUGAAAGGCAUCGACUAAGAGCUAAGCCAAGAAAGUAUGAGAUGGUUGAUGAAGAUGAUGAUGAUGAUGAUGAAGAGUUAAAAGAAUGGUUUGGUGAAGUUGAUGAUUAUCAUUAUGAUGGUAAAGAUGAUGAUAAUGAUGAUGAUGAUCAGGGUGGUAAUGGUGGUGCAAUGAUUGUAAGACGACCUGGUGGCAAUCAAGUUAAUGAUUAUCUUGAUGAUACUCAGAACGAGGAAAGAUAG
This is a messenger RNA of Helianthus annuus (common sunflower), 594 nucleotides long. RefSeq names its product ring-infected erythrocyte surface antigen-like. Bases 1 to 594 code for a protein of 197 amino acids. NCBI's taxonomy places the organism in Eukaryota, Viridiplantae, Streptophyta, Magnoliopsida, Asterales, Asteraceae. The record is from RefSeq and is a predicted model, not a curated record. The transcript has a single exon.